Messenger RNA from Rhagoletis zephyria (snowberry fruit fly), 918 nucleotides. NCBI's taxonomy places the organism in Eukaryota, Metazoa, Arthropoda, Insecta, Diptera, Tephritidae. The record is from RefSeq and is a predicted model, not a curated record.
AUGCCAUCGAAAGGAUCCAAGAAGGCCUGCGAUGUGGCCACUGCCAAGAUUGGCUUCGUCGGCGCCGGCAAACUCGCAGAGAGCAUCAUCUCCGGUCUGGUCGUCUACGGGAAGGUCGACCCGAAGCGCAUUCACGUGGCCGCCCCAAGCUCCAACAACACUGACCGCCUGAAGCAGAGCUUCCAGGGCCUGAAAGUGAGCAAGCGCAACUUGGACAUUUUCGGCAAGUUUGACUGUGACAUUAUCUUUCUGGCCGUCAAUGGCAGCGUCAUUCGCAACCUGUACAAGCUCGGUGGCAGCCGCCCGGCUCCUCUCACCACCAACUACAUUCCCAACAUGAAGCACCCGCUGUACGUCCUCUCGCUGAUCACCGGCUUCGAGAUCAAGGUGAUCAAGGACUGUCUGCUGAACCCCGAGCACCCUGAGAAGUACAUGCUGGAGAUGCACCGCAUCAUGCUCAACUGCGCCGCCGCCUUUGGCCUGGGCGUGUGCGCCGUCGACGUGGAGCCGGACAGCAAGAAGCUGGCAGAGCCGGUGCGCGCCCUCCUCUCGCUGGUCGCCAAGCUGGAGUACAUUCCCGAGGCGCAGAUGGACGCCGCCUGUGCCCUCUGCGGCUCCGGCCUCUCCUUCAGCUACUACUUCAUCAACGCCAUGUCCGAUGGAGCGCUGAAGAUUGGCCUGAGCCGAGCGGCGGCGGUCAAGUUUAGCGCCAAGACGGUCAACUGCGCCACGCAGACGCUGCUCGAGUCGGGCAAGCACCCCAACGAGCUCAAGGACGAGGUGUGCGCCCCCUCCGGCGGGGCCAUCUACGGCCUGAGCAUCCUCGACAAGGCCGACGUCGCCUCGGGCGUCUCCGGCGCGGUCGAGGCCGCCUACAAGCGCGCCCUGUCGCUCGCCCGUGAGGACAACCCCGCCUAA